AUGGGCUGGGCCAAGAAGCAAUUCGGCCCAUUUUGUUUUCGGCUCCGUCCUCUCGAUUUCUCCUCCCUCGGCCGCCACGCCCCGCGGCUCAUCGUUCCCUCUUCCUCCUCUCUCCUCCAAGGAGAUAAGAAGACCGCGAAGGGGAAACGGUUCAAGCAUUCCUUGGGAAACGCGCGGCCGCGGGACAAGACGAGGGGGAGAGGCCCUCCGCGGGCUCCGGUGCCGCCCUCGCCUCCCAAGAAGGACCGCUUCGACGACGGAGAGAUCGUCAAGAUCGAAAUCGAUGAGUCCCUCUUCUCCUAGCCCUAGAGAACCCUGCUCUUCCCUCGUGUAAUUUCUCGUUAAGCUUUGCUGGCGUGCUUGCUUUCCCUUAUAAUCUGUGUUUUCGUCUGCAAGUUGGAUCGGCUAAUCUUGACUCGUUCAAAUCUCUGCUUUUGUUUUUUUUGCAUCUACCGAUCCGGAAGUUGAAAGUUACAGAAAUGACAACUCGUUUUCUUGCAUUUACGAUAGAAUUAAUGAGGAGGAUUUGUUACGAGGUUGUGCACAUGAGUUGCUUGCAUUAUUUACUGAUAUCGCAAUUAGUGUU
Molecule: messenger RNA, 586 nt
Organism: Musa acuminata subsp. malaccensis (wild Malaysian banana)
Lineage: Eukaryota; Viridiplantae; Streptophyta; Magnoliopsida; Zingiberales; Musaceae
Source: RefSeq, a predicted model, not a curated record